UGUGUGUGUGUGUGUUUGUCUUUGUGUGUGUGUGUGUGAAUGUGCUGUUUGUGUGUGUAUGUACGUAUGCGUGUCCGUCCUUCCUACGUGUCUACAUUACCGUCGCUCAGUCUGAAAGAAUUCCAAAUACAUCUAUAAGUUUAUACAGGGAAGCACUGAUAAUUUUCCACUCUUUUUAUACACCAGACUCUACUUGUGAAACAUCGUGUUAUCAGUAUGUGGCGAAUUCUGUGUAAGAUUUUAUCUGUAGGUUAACGGAAAAUUCUCAGUUGAAUCCAAGACGACAUUCAGAACACAACUUAUUUCAAUUUCAAAUGCAUUGGGGACAGACUUUGUUGAAUAUGCAACUGAUAGUUCUGAAAACACUUUUUGUUACCAUAUUAUUUGUGAAUCCAACAGAACCUGCCAUUGGCCAGAAAUGCUCAAGGAACGACAGCUGUUCACGCCUCUCGGAGGAGUGUGUCGAGGGAUCGUGUAUUUGCAAGGAAAAUGCGGUUUUAAUGUUAGACCGGUACUCUCUUGUUCCUAAGUGUUUACUGUCUUCAUCAAAACCUUGCGAAACUGACAACUGUCCAGAAAAUAGUAAAUGUUCUGACGAUAAAACUUGCAAAUGUGAUUAUGGAUAUCUCAACGUUGACGGAAAAUGUCAAAAAGGAAAAUUUCAAGAAAUCCUCGAGCCUUGCUUUGUCGAGAACGGGGAGAUUUUCUCGUGUAAUUUCUAUAAACGCAGCCUGUGCAUGUCAGGAAAAUGCGUUUGCUUUGAUGCGUUCUUCUUAGAUAAAACCAGUGGUACGUGCAAACCCCAGGCUGAAUUCCUUAAGGCUAAUAAUCUUACAGAAUAUCGUGUCAUGCCUGGUAACUACUGCAAGAAUGACUCAGAUUGCAUUGAAGGAUUAUCUUGCGUAGAUUUUGAGUGUGCUUGCCCAGGGUCCUGUAAAUACAAGGAGGAAAAGUCACUCUGCGACUGUGGUGCCGUUAGAAUUCCCUAUGACCCUAUAAUCCUUGGCAUUAUCCUUGGCUUAGUGAUCCUAGAGUUUUGGAGGCGAAUGAUCAGAAGGACUAUAAAUAGACACAAGACAAGUGUUAUACGAGCUGCACUUGCUAGACGGAAAACGACCACCGACCCUAUGGAAUUAAACCCACUUCAAACCUAGAUAAUAUUCGCUAGAGACUAAUAUAAUCUUUACUAGCGUCUUAACCCUCUUCUGUUCAAAUAGAUAAAUUUUGGGAUUAGCUACAGAACAUCAGUGUUGUGUAAGGAAAGGUACUGCGUCGAUAAAUUUCGUGAUUUGAUUCAGUACACGUGUGAUGUAAGUAAAUGUAAUAUGUCAGUAAACAAAUAAAACAACAAACACUUUACCGGACAUCCUCGUUCCAAAUCCUACCCGAUCCAACUGUCAUCGCAAGUACAAAGCAAGUACAAAGACACCAAACCAUUGCCUAAGUAAUGUUUCCUUUGUGUACGUGCCUUGUCAACACGAGGAUCCAAAAGAGACCACUUUAAUAAGACACCAUAACUUUGCUUUAUGUACUCCCCGUACCAUCCUUGGGCACAAAUGCUGGCAACGGUUUCGGUGACAUUGUGAAACUGACUAUGUAGAUUAUAGUGUACUGUAUGCAAUAUGCAAUAUUAUUUAUGUAAUAUUAUUUACCGAUUAAAGAGAGAAAAAAGUAA
This is a messenger RNA of Penaeus chinensis, 1675 nucleotides long. RefSeq names its product rh5-interacting protein-like. The transcript has 8 exons. Lineage: Eukaryota; Metazoa; Arthropoda; Malacostraca; Decapoda; Penaeidae. The coding region runs from base 315 to 1154 and encodes 279 amino acids. The record is from RefSeq and is a predicted model, not a curated record.